Messenger RNA from Camellia sinensis, 3024 nucleotides. Lineage: Eukaryota; Viridiplantae; Streptophyta; Magnoliopsida; Ericales; Theaceae. The record is from RefSeq and is a predicted model, not a curated record.
UUGGGGUGAUGUGCACACAAUUUGAUCCAGAACUACGACCCACCAUGGGUCGCGUGUACUCAAUGCUGUCAGAGAACUAUAGCAGCAGCAGCAGCACCCUAGUUGAAGAACCGAUGAGAGAUGGAUCAUCAUCAUCAUCAUCCACAGUUGGAAUUUCGGGUCGAAAAGAGCUCGGUAACAAUGGAUCAUCAUCUGGGACAGAUUCACUUGGAGAACGAAGGCCUACCCAUACACAGGCGACUAACCCGUUCUCGACGAAUCCAACCAGAGGAUGUGCAAUCUUACAUACCCUCCAUUUCAGGCUCCUCAUGUAGUAGUAUAGGCCCAACUGAGCUCGCUAACAAUGGAUCAUCAUCUGGGGUAGACAUUCACUUGGAGAACGAGGACCUAUCCAAACACCGACGACUAACCCGUUCUCGACGAAUCCAGCCAGAGGACGUGCAAUCUUACAUACCCUCCAUUCCAAGCUCCUCAUGUAAUAGUAGUGGCAAUGGUACUCAGAUUGAGCCUGACGAAGGUCCUGUACAAGCAACCAUACAAGAAGUAACAACAGCACCAGAAAAAGAUGAAGGCGGCAUACCCAUUCCAAUGAUUACCAAGGAGGAUCCAAUUGAGACUAUGGGGAAGCUCUGUUCCAUAAAGACUUCAGCCAGACAAUCAAGGGAGAAGACUCCUCUCCCACCACCUCAUAUGACCAAGCAAACAAAGGAAGCAAUGAAGAAGGUGGCCAAACAGCAGCAGACGGUGGAGGAGGAGGUUGAUGAAAAACACCCCACCACCUUCAAUGAUACUGAAGAGCAGCCAGUAAAUUCGACUCCAGAAGACAGGGUGAUAAUGCCAGAAAUUAAGAUGGACAAAGAAAGGCUGGCUACUAAUGAUAAGGAGGACUUCUGGCAGGCUAUUACCAAGCUGAAAAGCUUGGAAACUAGUUUCAAGAAGAGCUUGAAUGAUGAAGGAAACAAAUCCUCCUGGUGUGAGGAAAGCUUUUUUGAGGAAGGUGAGGAGGGGAAAUACAAGGAUCAACUGACCAACCCACAAUAUGCCAUCUUCACGAACAAUGGGGAACGAAUUUUGAGGAAGGUUGGGGUGGCAGAGGACUCUCUUCUCUUCUCCGAAGUCCCACUCCCUGGCCUUGUUGAGCAACAGCUGCCCACUACUGAAGAAGCUGUUGACGAUGGUGACCAUGGUGGAGGAAGUGUUGCAGACUCCAAUGGAUAGCAAGAGGCUAUUAAGAAGAAAACUUUAAUAAUAAUGGUGCAUGUUCUGAGACUAAGACACAUUUUUCUUUUCGAAUAAUACUCCCAAUUUAUCCACAAUGAUAUGGCAUGUUACAUGUCAACUUUUGAUUUAUCACAAACUCAACCAUUGCCAUGUCAUUGUGGAUAAAUUGUGAAUUCUAUAUUGUAACACAUUUCUUGUGUACUGAAUCUUAUUAGAGGUUUUAACAAUAGCUAGCUUAAUACUUAAAAGCUAAGUUCCAUGUAAGGUCUAACUUUUGGUUUUUAGACCCUUUAUAUAUAUAUAUAUAUAUAAAAUCAGCCUUAAAGCUAAGUUCCCAAACGAGACCUUAAUGCCAAAUAUAUGCAAUUCAAAAAUUCACAUCCAUCCAAAAACACCCUACAAGCACCUAGAUAUAAAGGUUCAUCGAUCAAUCUGGGUUAGUUUGGAUGCUAAGAUUCUCCAAAUGGAGGUUUUAAUUAAUAUUAAGAAAAGUCCUUUUUUCAAAUUUGAGAACUGAUACAGUUCCGUAACAAACAUGUUAUAACUCUUCUCACCAAACUAGUUCAUACUAUUUUAGUAAGGAAAUUACUAAUUAAAUUUGUAUCAUUAACAUAAUUAAUCUAUUCAAUCUUUCCUGUGACAUAGUCGGAAAGUAAGAUUUGAUCAAUUCAAGUUUGAAAAUAAAACUUUUCAGAAAACAAUUAUAAUUAAUAUAAUCAACAAUAUUCUAUAAAUAAUUCAAACAUCUGUAAAACAGCAGUCUAUUACUUUCAAACAUUUACAAUUGGGUUUUUGGGCCCUUAAGUUCAAAGUUUAGACUUGGAUAAAUUGGAUUGGACCCUCAUUUUUUAUCAAGUCUUAACAAAAAUAUUAUUUUUGAGUCUAGUAUAAAUGUUGGACUUAUCUAAAAAGCCAGACAUCUAUUCCCAAUAUGUUUUUUGAAAUAUUAACUUACUUAGAGAGGGUAAAUAAGCCAAUUAAUAAAAAUUCUUAUUAAUUACUCAAUUUUUAGCCUUUAAACGAUUAAACACAUAUAAGGAAUCACAUAAAAACACCAAGAUUUUAUGCGCGAAAUUCAAAAGGGUAAAAAUCAGAGUCUCAACACCCAACAAAAAUCUACUAAGAAAAUUCAAUAAUACAGGACUUAGACAAAAGGACUUACAACUAUUCACCUAGGUUUCCCUAGGAGUAUAAAAAUGGCCCGCCAGCCUGAAGCCUGCCUGAGGCCCAACCCGAUGAGCUUGGUCUAGACCCACUCUGAUGCCCAACAUCACUUGCAAGCAAUUUUGGUGAAAUUUUUUUUAAAAAAAAGUUAGUCCUGAGGCCCAAAACCCAAUUACCCAUGGGUCUGGGCCUAUAUUUUUUGGAAUUAGGCCACCCCGGCCUGGUCCAAUUUUUUGCGAGAGCCAAGCGGGCCUAAGACGGGACGGGCCAGGCCAUUUUUACACCACUAUGUUUACCUAACUCCGCUGACAAAUGCAUCUGUUUAUCCAAAAUUAUCAAGCAUAACUGCAAAUAAAUUUGGUGUUGAGAGGGAAAGAAAAAGAGUAAUCGCUAAUAUUAGAGUCUUUCUUUCUUUAAUGAGAGAAAACUAGAAACUGCAUACCUCUUAUCCACUUGUUGCAGCAAUUCUAGGAUCCCAAGAAUACGAUCCAGUGAACUGCAUACUUCAGAGGACUUCGACGAUGAUGUCUUUUGUUAGAGAGGAUCCCACAUUCCUGUUAAAAUGAAUGCAGCAGAUCUAUGGAUGGCACGAAUGUCUGAAGACAACCAAUACGUUGAGCCCACCCAGAUGACUAACCC